AUGCCGCGCCGUGCCGCGCCACAGCACGCGGCCCUGCUGCUCGUGCUCGCGCUCGCUUCGUGCGCAGGCAACCCCGAUGCCAAGCGCCUCUACGACGACUUACUUUCCAACUACAACAAGCUUGUCCGGCCGGUGCUCAACGUCAGCGACGCGCUCACCGUGCGUAUCAAACUCAAGCUGAGUCAGCUCAUCGACGUGAACCUGAAGAACCAAAUCAUGACAACCAACUUAUGGGUGGAGCAGAGUUGGUACGAUUACAAGCUUUCCUGGGAGCCACGGGAGUAUGGCGGUGUGGAGAUGCUUCACGUACCCUCCGACCACAUUUGGCGGCCAGACAUAGUGCUCUACAACAAUGCCGACGGCAACUUCGAGGUGACCCUGGCUACGAAGGCGACGCUCAACUACACCGGCCGUGUCGAAUGGCGACCGCCAGCUAUUUACAAGUCAUCCUGCGAAAUCGAUGUCGAGUACUUCCCUUUCGACCAGCAAACCUGUGUAAUGAAGUUUGGUUCCUGGACCUACGACGGCUUCCAGGUGGACCUGCGACACAUCGACGAGGCGCGCGGGACCAAUAUUGUGGAACUUGGGGUCGACCUCUCCGAGUUUUAUACCUCCGUAGAAUGGGACAUCCUUGAGGUGCCAGCAGUCAGAAACGAAAAAUUCUACACGUGUUGCGACGAGCCUUACCUGGACAUUACGUUCAACAUCACGAUGCGGCGGAAGACACUCUUUUACACAGUGAACUUGAUCAUCCCGUGCAUGGGCAUCUCGUUCCUGACCGUGCUGGUGUUCUACUUACCUUCAGACAGCGGUGAGAAGGUGUCGCUGUCCAUCUCCAUCUUGCUCUCGCUGACCGUGUUCUUCUUGCUGCUGGCUGAAAUCAUUCCGCCCACUUCUCUAGUCGUGCCGCUACUCGGAAAGUUUGUGCUCUUCACCAUGAUACUCGACACAUUCAGUAUCUGCGUGACGGUAGUGGUGCUGAAUGUGCACUUCCGUUCGCCGCAGACGCACACGAUGGCGCCGUGGGUGCGGCGGGUGUUCAUCCACGUGCUGCCGCGGCUGCUCGUCAUGCGCCGCCCGCACUACCGCGUCGACCCGCACCGCAGCCGCUUCGCCGGCUUGGUUACCGGAGCGGGUGAAAGUGCGCCAUGGGACGAAGACUCCCCGCUGGGCGGCGUGACCGCGAGUAGCGUGGGGGGUGUGGGCGGCGCAGCGUGCGGCGCGGGAGGCGCGUCCGCCGCGGGCGCGUGCCGCUCGUGCGCCGCUUGCCGCGCGUGCCGGCUGCACGACACGCCCGCGCUCUGCGACGCUCUGCGGCGCUGGCACCGUUGCCCCGAGAUCAACAAGGCUAUCGACGGCAUCAACUAUAUCGCUGAGCAGACGCGUAAGGAGGAGGAAUCCACCAGGGUGAAGGAGGAUUGGAAGUACGUGGCAAUGGUGCUCGACCGACUGUUCCUGUGGAUUUUUACACUGGCCGUAGUGGUGGGAUCGGCGGGCAUCAUCCUGCAAGCGCCCACGCUGUACGACGAGCGUGCGCCGAUCGACGUGCGCCUCUCAGAGAUUGCGUACGCGACAGCCAAGCCGCGGCCGCCGCCGCCGCGCUAG
Arctia plantaginis is the source of this 1605-nucleotide messenger RNA. The record is from the annotation of a GenBank genome assembly. Lineage: Eukaryota; Metazoa; Arthropoda; Insecta; Lepidoptera; Erebidae.